Messenger RNA from Trypanosoma grayi, 627 nucleotides. Its product is annotated as coiled-coil domain-containing protein 25. Bases 1 to 627 code for a protein of 208 amino acids. The transcript has a single exon. The record is from RefSeq and is a predicted model, not a curated record. NCBI's taxonomy places the organism in Eukaryota, Euglenozoa, Kinetoplastea, Trypanosomatida, Trypanosomatidae.
AUGGUGUACUACUUUACCCUCGCCUCCGACCCAACGGUUUUCUGCUACAUGGGUCGUGACAAGUACGAGAAUGAGGAACUCAUCAAGUACGGAUGGCCGGAGGACAUCUGGUUUCACGUUGAUAAUCAUAGCAGUGCCCAUGUGUAUGUUCGCAUGCCAAGGGGAAAGGGCAUGGACGACCUAACUCCAGAAAUGGUUGAGGAGUGUUGCCAGUUAACCAAGGCGAACAGCAUUGAGGGGUGCAAGCUAAAUCACGUGCGUGUGGUAUACACUCCAUGGAGCAACCUGAAGAAGACAAACGGUAUGGAGGUUGGGCAGAUAGGUUUUCACAAUGAGUCCUUGCGUCGGUAUCACAUUGUUGAAAAGAAAAACAACCCUAUGCUUAACAAACUUGAGAAGACCAAGGUAACGAAUGAUGAAGUGAAUUUUCAAGCAUUAAGAGAAGAACGCGAUGCGGAGGAACGUCGCGAGGAGCGCAAGGCUAUGUUGGAGAGGCAACAGCGCGAAAAGGAGGAGGCGGAAGCUCGUAAAAAGGCGGCGGAACUAAAAUCGUAUGCAUCACUUAUGGAUGAGAAGAAGAUGAAUACAAAUCAAGACUGUGUUCCUGAUGAAGAUGACUUUAUGUGA